Molecule: messenger RNA, 2385 nt
Organism: Didymodactylos carnosus
Lineage: Eukaryota; Metazoa; Rotifera; Eurotatoria; Philodinida; Philodinidae
Source: the annotation of a GenBank genome assembly
AUGAUAACAAAUACGGCAAUAGAAAGGUUAGCCACACCAUUUGAUAAUUUUAGUAUCGAAGAAGAUAUGGAACUGCCAUUAAAAACAGGUUUAACAGUUUAUUUAAAAUUUAAUUUAAAUCAAGCAUCACCAAACGUAACAACAAGUGGUUUAUCACGAUUAAUAUCAAUUAAAAACUCAUCAUCCAAUCAACCAAUUAUACUGUGUGGUUACUUUAAUGGUACAAAUAUUAAAUUUGUAGGUAAAAAUUUGAAUGUACAUGUUGAUUUGUUUCAUUCAGUUCGCGUUGAAACAGAUAAAUUUAAUUAUGAACAAUCAUUAACAACACAUACAUUUUCUAUCGACAGCAAUGUUGGCAUUGAUUUAACAACUGAAGACAACGAUGAUCAACAACAUCGCACAUAUUCAUUAUUACGUGGAACAUUAAUAUUAGAAGACGAAAAAAUUAGUUUUGAAUCAAAAAUUGGUGAACAAUUAACUUCAGCUAUCAAUUCACCCCUGGGAUUAUUUGGAUUAACAAUUAAUCAUAAAAAUUGUCAACUGAAUAUUUCAUAUACAUGGCCCGAUAGAGAAAAAACAUCUGAUUAUUCUUUAACAUAUUCAUUUCUAUGUGACAUUCAUCUAGAGAAUGUUCUUACAUCAAAAGAUUCACCUCCAGAAGAAAAAAUAAUUCGAACAAUCGGCUUAAUGCAUUUUUUGUUAAAAUUAAUUGGUUUCACUUGGCCAUAUACAGCUGAUAUUUAUCUAGAAAAAGAAAUUUAUUACACAAAAAAUGAUAUUGAUAUUGAAUUGAAUCGUUUAUCACUUACACAACUAGAAAAUAGAACAACACGUCGAUUUAAUGCUGGUUACCAUUUUACAAUCAAUAUUGAAGAUUUACUUACAUUUAAUAUCGGUAUUACGCGUACAACAAAUGUCCAGGGUAUAAAACAAUUAACAAUAGCAGGAAAUACGACUGAUACGAUCAGUUUGGGCUUUUGUACUCUGACAGGAAAUGGUCAAAUAGAUAAAGGGCCAAGUGUUCUAAUUAAAACAUCACCAUUAACAUUUGCACUUGAACUAGACUUUUUUUUAUUUGAUAAAAUGGAACAAAAAUUUGGUUCGCUAUCAUUAGCAUGGUCAUCUGACCGAGAAUUUAUUGAUAAUGCAAUGGUGCAAAUACCAGGUACCUAUGAUGUUCGAGUAGAUUUAAAAAUGAAAUGGGACAAAAUAAAUGCGUAUCAGUUGAUACAUUUUAAAAUAAAUAAUUGGGAUUUUGAUGGUGCUUUGAAUGCAAUACAAUUAGCAAAACGUAUUAAAGAAUAUCAAAAACCAAACACUAAUCCAUGUAUAGCGUUAUGUGAUUUUAUAUUUGCUGAAACAAUUAUCACAAAAUUUAAUGUUGAUUUUAAAUUUAAACAACCAAGAACAGACGAACAAGAUAAGACUAUGUUUCCAGUUGGUAUUACAGGACAGCUAAUUCUUGAGAUUCAUUUUCCUCUGAGAAGUAAACCAAUAAUAACAUUUUCCUUCGAUAUAACAACAAUUGAGUUACUUAUUAGUCCACCUGAAACAAAUCAAACAAUUGGAGAAUGGUUUAUAAAUAUGAUUAAAGAAAAUUCAUUGUUAUUUGUAAAUCAGUUAUUUUUUGAAGAUAAUAAUCUUCGAAAUCUUGGCCUUAUGUUUGCUAUAUUAGACUUUACCGAUUAUGCAAAAGAUGCAAUUGCAGCAUUAGCUUGUCGACGAAUUCCACGUGUACCAGGAAAUUUUAAAGAUCGUUUUGAUCAUGAUAUAAAUGACGAUAAACCAUCCCAGCCACCAAAGCCUCCACCUGGUAAUCCAAAUGAUAAUGAAUGGGUUGAAGCUGUUGUUAAGCUUGCAGCAGUCGUAGGCGCACUUGCUGCUCUGGCUGAUGUUUUAGCAAGUUUGAUAGAGGCCAUCGCAAGUUUGUUUCAAAUAAAUUCAGUAAAAGGAAAAAUAUCUGCCGAAGGAGCAAGAAAAGCUGCACAUCGAGCAGAAUGGGGUAAAAAACUGAAUAUGUUAAUAGACAAAAUAGAAACAUCAAUUGAAAUGUCAUCAUCUAAAAGUUGUUUUGUACGAGCAGCGGAAUCAUCAGGUAGCGCUGCAAAAAUUACUGUUAAUUGGAAACCACCGUUAAAUGGACCAAAAAAAGAUAAAAAUGGAAAAAACAUUAAACUCAAAUAUGAAAUGAACUUGAAUAUUGACAGCACAAUAAAUUUUUCAACGCGGCAUAUUGAAUUUGAAUACGAUGAUAUACAUAGGCAUGCACCAAUAUCAAUCAUUAUUGAAGAUAUUGUACAAUAUUAUUGGCUAUCCAAUAAUAUUGAGACCCAAUACUAUUGUAUUCCCAAUAUAUUGGGAUCAAUAAUAUUGGUCAGCCAAUCU